Molecule: messenger RNA, 2366 nt
Organism: Paramecium tetraurelia
Lineage: Eukaryota; Ciliophora; Oligohymenophorea; Peniculida; Parameciidae
Exons: 15
Source: RefSeq, a predicted model, not a curated record
AUGACUAAUUUGGAAUAAAUCUAUCAUUUAUAAUGGCAAGGAGUUUACAAUGAAGAGUUUAAAAAGAUUGGAGAAUGGAGAGUAUUAUGGAAAGGUGCUUAAUUGACUGAUGUUGGGGGAUCUUACAAAAAUGGAAAAAAAUUUGGAUUAUGGAAAGAAUUAUUCAAAAAUUAUUGGGAUAAAGGGUAGGUUUAUGAAAUUGGAGAAUACAAAAACAAUUAAAAAAUAGGGGUUUGGAAAUUUAAAAAUAGAGAAAAUUUAAUGUAUUAGAAUUAUUAAUUUCAAGUGGUGGUGGAGAAUAUAAUGAGCAUGGUGAAAAAACUGGAUUUUGGAUUGAUUUAAGUGAUGCCUUUUGGGAUUCUCAAUAAAUAACGUAUCAGGGUUAAUAUCAAAAUGGCCAAAAACUUGGUUAAUGGAAAAUCUUUAAAGAAGCAAAGAAUGAAAACGUUGAAUUAAUAGGUGGGGGCUCAUAUAAUUCAUCAGGUCAGAAGCAUGGUUAGUGGGAGGAAUCGAAUUCUAAUUUUACCUAGUAAAUUUAAUAUUGAAUAAAUUAGAGGUGAUAAAGUGUAUUAUAAUGGAGAAUAUGUAAAUGGCUUGAAAAUUGGAAGAUGGAAUUUAAAUUCAAGAGUAGAAAAAGGUGAUGAAGAGAUGUAUCAAGUUUUAAUUUUUUAUUUCAGCGCUGGGGGAUUUUAUAAUGAACAAGGUCUUAAAGAAGGUGUAUGGCUGGAAUUGAGUCAUGAAUAUUAAAAGAAUGGAAAGAUAUUUCAUCAAGGAUAUUACAACAAUGGAAAGAAAAUAAAUAGGUGGAAAACCAUUUUUAGGAAUUAAUCAAUUGGUGGCGGAUUAUAUGAUAAAUAAGAACUUAAAGUUGGUCUUUGGGCAGAACCAAGUGAUCUUUUUUGGAAGUUUUUUUCAUUUAAUUCUUGUUUUAGUAAAAAUUAAGUCAUGUAUCAUGGAGAAUAUGUAAAUGGGAAAAAAAUUGGUCGAUGGGAUAUAAGCUUUAAGGAAGAGGGAGAGGAUAGGCCUGAAUGGAUGUUUAGAAUCCCAUCAUAUCAUAAUCCUUAUAGAGGUGGUGGAAGGUAUGAUGAAUAAGGUUGCAAAAUUGGAAAAUGGGUUGAUCUAAUAGAUAAUCUUAAUGACAACAAUUAAGUGACUUAUAGUGGGGAAUAUAAAGAUGGGACAAAAUAAGGGGUAUGGGAUUUAAUGGAUCUUAAUUCAUUGAUAGGUGGAGGGUCAUUUGAUGAAGAAGGUUUAAAACACGGAAAAUGGAUUGAUUAGAGUGAUAAUUUCGGAUUUAUAUAAAGAUUUAAUAAUCAGGUGACUUUUGAGGGAAGUUAUUCCCAUGGUAGAAGGAUAGAUAAAUGGGAGUGGAAUAAUAGGAUCGAAAAAAUGUAGAAUGAAACAACUAUUCAUUUAGGGAUGGAGGAUUUUAUGAUUAAGAAUGUUAGAAGGAUGGUUUAUGGCUGGAAUUGUGUGAAAAUUUUGAGGAGUAAUAUUGGGAAUUAUUCAUUUUCUAGCUUUAAUCAAGUUUUCUAUGAAGGUGGAUAUAAAAAUGGUCGUAAAUAAGGGAAAUGGGAUAUAAAAUUUAGAUAUUAAUUUGAAAACGACAUACUUUUGAUUGGGGGUGGUUAGUACGACCAAGAAAGCAAGAAGAAUGGUCAAUGGGUGGAUUUGAGUGAAAAUUUCUCUAAAGAUAAAAAAAUUUUUUACAAUGGAAAUUAUUAGAAUAGUAAAAAAUAUGGUUAUUGGAAAAUAGAGUACAAAAAUGAAAAGAUAGGUGGAGGAUCCUAUGAUGAAUUAGAUUUGAAAAAUGGAGUAUGGAUAGAAUUAAAUGAUGAAUUCAAUUAGUACUUUCUUUUUCUUAUCAUCUGUAGGGCUUGCAAAAUCUUAAAUAGCGGUGAAUAUAUAAAUGGCAAAAAAAUUGGGAGAUGGAAUACCCAAUAUAAAGAAUGGGGAUAGAAAAAUUAUGAAUAAAUAGGAGGUGGUUGCUACAAUUAGUAAGGUUUGAAAGUUGGUAAAUGGAUAGUUUUAAGUGAGAAUUUUAAAUAAGAUAGUAAAACUAUGUAUGAGGGUGAAUAUGAGAAUGGUAAAAAGAAAGGGAAAUGGUUAAUUAAAUAUAGAGGAAGAUAGAGUGAUCAUUAUUAAAAAAUUGGUAGCGGAUAAUUUGACGAUUAAGGCUUGAAAAAUGGAUAAUGGAUUGUAUUGAGUGAUCAUUUUUCUGAAAUAAAUCAACUAUUCUAUUUAGGUUUAUAUCUCAAUGGUAAAAAAGUUGGAAAAUGGGUUGAUUAGAUAAUAGAAGAAAAGUCAACUCAUAAAUAAAUUCAGUAAUGAACUUAAUCAAAUAAUAUCUAAUAUUACUUUUUUUA